AGUACGUCCCUCCAAAACUCCCUGCGACGAUGGCGUCCAGCAGCAAGCUCUCUCGCGGUCAAAUCGCAUCCGCACAGGUUGACGGAGACUAUGCAAUCAAGCCAGAAAGCUCUCAGCCCAAGCUCGACACGUCUAACUGGCCUCUCCUCCUGAAAAACUACGACAAGCUUCUUGUCCGCUCUGCGCACUUCGUCCCCAUUAUUGCGGGUUGUAGCCCCUUGAAGCGGGACAUCACUUCCUACGUGAAGUCUGGAGUUAUCAACCUUGACAAGCCGUCAAAUCCUUCGUCCCACGAAGUUGUUGCAUGGCUGCGGAGGAUCUUGCGGGUGGAGAAGACUGGUCACAGCGGUACUCUUGACCCCAAGGUCACUGGCUGUCUGAUUGUUUGCAUUGACCGCGCGACCCGCCUUGUCAAAUCUCAGCAGGGCGCAGGAAAGGAGUACGUUGCCGUCCUCCGCAUCCAUUCUGCUCUCCCCAAUCCUACCGCUCUCCCUCGCGCAAUCCAAACCCUCACCGGCGCACUUUUCCAACGUCCCCCUCUUAUCUCUGCAGUCAAGCGUCAGCUCCGUAUUCGUACUAUCUACGAGUCAAAGCUUCUAGAGUUUGACGAAAAGCGCAACCUCGCCGUCUUCUGGGUAUCAUGCGAAGCUGGCACGUACAUCCGUACGCUCUGCGUACAUCUCGGUCUCUUGCUUGGUGUCGGUGGUCACAUGCAGGAACUUCGGAGAGUACGUAGUGGUGCGCUGAGCGAGAACGACGACAUGGUCACCAUGCACGAUGUCUUGGACGCCCAGUGGGUGUACGACAACACUCGCGAUGAGUCGUACCUCCGCCGCGUGAUCCGCCCGCUGGAGUCCCUCCUCACAGGGUACAAGCGGAUAGUCGUGAAAGACAGCGCCGUCAACGCCGUCUGCUACGGCGCGAAGCUCAUGAUCCCCGGUCUCCUCCGCUACGAGGCGGACAUCUCGCUCAACGAGGAGGUCGUGCUCAUGACCACAAAAGGCGAGGCGAUCGCGCUCGCCAUCGCGCAGAUGUCCACCGUCGAGCUCGCGACGUGCGACCACGGCGUCGUCGCCAAGGUCAAGCGCUGUAUCAUGGAGCGCGACACCUACCCCCGGCGCUGGGGCCUCGGGCCCAAGGCCGUCGAGAAAAAGAAGAUGAUCAAGGAGGGCAAGCUCAGCAAGUACGGCGAGGUGAACGAGAAGACGCCUGCGGAGUGGACCAAGGACUACGUGGACUACAACCGGGAGCCUAUCGCGAGCACGUCAGCAGCUCACGCUCAGACUGCACCUGUCGCGCCUGAGCCUGAACCUGCUGCGGUGGAGGCCAGCCCGUCCAAGGACAAAGAUAAGGAGAAGAAGCGCAAGCGGAAGUCCGAGGUCCCCGACCCGGACGGCGACGUGUCGAUGGCUGUCGAACAGGAGGACGAGGCUGCGCGGGCAGAACGCAAGCGCCUCAAAAAGGAGAAGAAGGCUGCCGAGAAGGCCGCGAAGGACGGCGAGGAGGAGGACGAGGAGGCGCGGCGAGAACGGAAGCGACUGAAGAAGGAGAAAAAGGCCAGAGAAAGCCUGGGUGGGGAGUCAUAGUCUCUAUCUGGGGCUUCUUCCCGGUGUUCUGUCUGCGCUCUGUAACGUCCGCGUUGGUUCCGCGGGGCGUCGUUGUGCAAUAUACGGAGGUGCUGUUGAUCUUGCUGUCAUGGGCGUGUUCUGUGUUCUCGAUUACUUGUAUUCCACCCUCAGUUGCUUUCAUUUGAGUUGUCC
This is a messenger RNA of Dichomitus squalens LYAD-421 SS1, 1760 nucleotides long. Its product is annotated as putative rRNA pseudouridine synthase. Gene Ontology annotation, molecular function: pseudouridine synthase activity; RNA binding. Lineage: Eukaryota; Fungi; Basidiomycota; Agaricomycetes; Polyporales; Polyporaceae. The transcript has 5 exons. The record is from RefSeq and is a predicted model, not a curated record. Gene Ontology annotation, cellular component: box H/ACA snoRNP complex. Gene Ontology annotation, biological process: box H/ACA sno(s)RNA 3'-end processing; snRNA pseudouridine synthesis; rRNA pseudouridine synthesis. The coding region runs from base 30 to 1586 and encodes 518 amino acids.